This is a messenger RNA of Notolabrus celidotus (New Zealand spotty), 7181 nucleotides long. RefSeq names its product A kinase (PRKA) anchor protein 12b (gene akap12b). The record is from RefSeq and is a predicted model, not a curated record. Gene Ontology annotation, cellular component: cytoplasm. Gene Ontology annotation, biological process: regulation of protein kinase C signaling; signal transduction. The coding region runs from base 430 to 4821 and encodes 1463 amino acids. Lineage: Eukaryota; Metazoa; Chordata; Actinopteri; Labriformes; Labridae. The transcript has 5 exons. Gene Ontology annotation, molecular function: protein kinase A binding; calmodulin binding.
ACCAUGACAUCCGAACAAACGCGGUAAAAUGUUUGUUAUGCUAGAUGCAGCUGAUGACACCUGAAGUGAAGCGGUCGCCUCAAACUGAAAUCACAGUUGAUAACAGUUUGGUGAGCUCACUCCUCUUCAACGCCACAACAGAAAGCACCGGCUCUCUCUGAUGCUGCAAGGCGUGCCCCAUGUGAUACUGAAAAAAGGAGGAGGUGGUGGUGGAGGGGUGUACUAAAAGAGUUUGCUGGUCCUCUCACUUCAUCACUCCAGAUCCAGGCCACCCCGGGGCGGAGCUGCACUGUAAGAAGAGCUCGUCAUCUGGACGCUGUUGGAAUUGCUCGCUUUGCUGUAACUCGUCUUAUCUCGACGCGGAGGGGUUGUGAUUUUUUUGGUGUGAAGACGAGAAGAAGUUCGUAUACCUUUUGUGAUUUGUUCACCAUGGGAGCAGCAGAGAGUUCAGUGCAGCGGGACGGGAAGAGCCAGGAGGAUGCCUCAGCUUCAGCCUCCGCCUCCGCCGGGGAGGUGAGCGUGCACCAGGAGGCGAGCAGCGUCCUCGAAAGCAAGCCUUUGCAGAAAAACGGACAAAUCUCCAGCAUGAGCAGCCUGAACGGACACUCGGAGGACAACACGCUGGCGGAAGUUGGCCAGCCAGAUGGUGUAUCCGUGGCUCAGAAAGAAGAGGCCCCUGAGACCAUGGACAUCCAGGAUGAAGUGACUCCUCAAGUAAAUGGUGAGAAAGCUGAGAAAGAGUCCCCUGAUGCCAAUGACAUCUCUGCUGUCGAGGAGAAAGCAGCGGAGGAAAAACCUGAUGAUGCGAAUGAAGUUGGCUUCAAGAAGAUCUUCCGCUUCGUGGGAUUCAAAUUCACCCUGAAGAAGGACAAAAGUGAGGAGAAAGACCCCGUGAAGCUCCUGACAGUCAAAGAUAAAGACGGGGAGGAGGUUACUGGCACUGAUGAAGCUGCCAAGGAGGAGGAAGCUGCCACUGCUGUGGAGAAAAGUGCGGCCGAAGAUAAGGAGGGUGAAACAGAGGCAUCUACUGCUGAGGCAGAGGUGGUUCAAGAUGGUGACAAAGCUGAAGCUGCUGAUGCCUCAGCUGAAACCGCUGCAGCUGAACCUACUGAGGAAGCUGUAAAGGAGGAAGGAGCUGAAAAGGAAGGAGAGACAUCUCCACCAGCCCAGGAGAGCACCCUGUCCCCCUUCAGGAAGCUUUUCAGUGGAGGCCUCUUCUCUAACCUGCGGAAGAAAACCAGCAUUAAGAAGACUAAAGAGGAGGAGGAAAAAGAGGCAGCUGUUGAUGAGGAGGCAGCUAAGACAGAAGAGACUACUGCUGUGGAGGAAAAGGAGGAGGUGGAGAAAGAAACCAAGGAGGAGGAAGCACCAGCCACUCCUGAGGAGGAAAAGUCUGAGCCCAAAGAGGACACACCAGCUUCUCCAGAUGAAGCAAAGGCAGAGGCUGCCCCCGAGCCAGAGGUCACUGCUGAAACUCCUGCUCCAACUACUACUGAUGAAACCAAACAGGAAGAGGAGAAGGCAGAACCCAGUGCUGAAGAAGAGAAAGUGCCUGUAGAGGUGACGACUGAGGCUGAGUUGCUGUCAUCUCAGGAGAAGACAAAGCCUCAAGGAAGCCCCCUGAAAAAGCUCUUCACUGGAGCCGGCCUCAAGAAGCUCUCAACUAAGAAACAAAAGGCCAAGAAGGAUGCCGAGCCAAAGCCCGCUGAGUCUGGGGAGCAGGUGACCGAGCAGAUCCAGUCCUCCACUGAGUCAGCCGAGGCUCCAAAGGCUGAAAGUGGACCCUCAUCUCCUGAGGAGUCCGGAGAGCACGUCCUUGCUGUGGAGAUGGCCCAGAUUGAGUCCAGCCAGGAGACCGAAGGUGAAGUUGCUUCUGAUGGAGAGAAGAAAAAGGAGGGAAUCAUUGCCUGGUCCUCCUUUAAGAAGCUGGUUACACCCAAGAAGCGUGUGAAAAGAUCUUCAGAGAGUGACGAUGAAGCUACAGGUGAGAAACCAGCGAAGUCAGCCACUCUGUCCUCCUCUGAGAGUGCUCCUUUAGCUGAUAAGAGUGUUGAAGAGGAGGCUAAGGAGGAAAAGCCAGCUGAGGAAGAGCCAAAGACUGAAACCACUGAGAAACUUGUCAGCAGCACUGAGGAGCCCAAGAAGAAGAUGGACACCUCUGUCUCCUGGGAGGCUCUGAUGUGUAUGGGUGGACCCAAAAAGAGGACCAGGAAGACCUCUGAUUCCGACGAUGAGGAGACAAAGAUUGAAGAGGAAAUACCAGCAGCUGCAGCUGCAGCAGUAGAGGGGGAACAAGAAGUCAAAACUGAGGCUGCCAUUGUAACUUCACAGAGCACAGAGCAUGAAGGAGAAGUUGUUUCCUCCCCUGAGCCUUUAAGCAGCCCCCCUGAAAGAGAGUCUGCCUGGGACACUCUGAAACGCAUGGUCAUGCUUAAGAACAGGACCAAAUCUGAGGAGAAGACUGAGGAAGGUGGAGAGCAAGUCUUGUCAGACAGUGAAGCACCAAAAGAUGAGUCCUCCUUCUCUCUGAGGAAGUUCCUGCCAGGUCGCAGAAAGAAGAAGGCCGACAAACAAGCCUCCACUGAACAUGGAACCGGUGACGAGGACUCUGACACCCCUGCUGUGGUUCCUCUCUCAGAGUACGAAGAAUCUGAACAGGAAAUGGCAUCAGAACCAGAACCAGAAGCAACUCCAGUCCAGGCUAAAGUAUCUGCUGAAGAUAGGUCUCCUUCAUGGAUCCCAGCCAUGGUGGAACUCAUCGAAGACAAACGUGAUGAGCUGAGCGACAUCCCAGAGGAGGCUGAGAAUGCUGCCACGCCAAAGUCUGUUGACACUGACAUCAUAGAGGACGAAACUGAGGAUGAUGCUGCUAUUGCUGCUAAAGCUUUAGCGCUUUCAAGACGCAGGCUGUCCACAGCUGAGGUGAAGCCCAUCGCUCAGGCUCCAUCUGCUGAAACUACUCCUGUUCCUCAGGGACCCAAGCCGGAGAAGGCAUCAGAGGUUUUGGAAAGCGUAGAGGUUCAAAUCAGUGAAAUUCCUAUCAAGACAUCUGUGGUGGUUGAAGAUGUACCAGUAGAAGUAGUCUCUGUCCAAACUGAGUAUGAACCACCAACUGAGACAGCUGAGUCAAAGACCAACACUGUAAUGGAGCGACAUGUACAAGGCGAGGCAAUGGCUAUCUGCACCGGCCUUGGAACCAAGGAGAUCGCUAAGGUAGCUCUGGAGAAGCCUGCAGAGACCGUCAUGGAGACUGUGGCUGUUAUCCAUGAUGCCCUGAGCACAGAGGUUUCCAAGAAGGAGAUGCCACUUCCUGCUGAGGAAGUUACUGUUACAGAAGAUGAGGUGCUCAUUGCCCAAGUUCACCAAGUGGAGUCCACCAAGCUUGAGUCUGCCUUGGAGAAAAUAGAAAGUGAAAUCAUAGACCAUCAAGCAGCUGAGGAAAACGUUGAACCUGAGAUUGAAAAGGUUGGAAUCGUCAGUGCUGUUGUGGAGGGAUCUGAGAUGGUUCAGCCUGCCACUGUGAGCGAGAACUCCCCCAAAACAGUGAUUGUCAGCCCAAUAACACCAACAUCUGAGACAGACGUUUGUACUCUAAGUGUAGCAGUCACUGAGCCAACUAUAGAAACCAAGGAGGUAAAGAUCGAAGACACCAAGGUAAACCCCCCUGAGACAGUCCAGAAGGUGACAGAAGAGAUAACCUUGGAAACCUCAAAGGUGACUGAGCCUGAAGUCCUUGAAGUCCCAAGUGAGGAUGCACCUGUUAUCACAGAGACUGUGGUCCUCUCAGCCUCGCCCAUCAUUGAAGCUGACCAAGUGGUAGUCUCAGGGCCGCUUAGUGAAGAAAUCAAGGAGGAGAUUGUGGAGGCUGCAGUCAUUCCAACUGUAGAGUCGCAGGUCAGUGCAGCUGUUGAUGAGGCCAGCAAGACCACAGAGGAAGUCAAGGAGGAUGAUCCCAAAGACAGUGACAUUGAGGCUCAGAGCAAGGUCAUUGCUGAGGCUGUCAUACAGGAGGCCAUGGACCAAGUUUCAGUGGAUGCUGCUGAACCAAAAAAGCCAGCCACUCCAACAACCACCGUACCAGCAGUGGUUCAGGCUAUCGCAACAACAGAGAAAGAGAUCAAGAUCACAGCAGAGGUACCCGUCAUCACUGACACCCCUGUUGCUUUAGUCUGCGAGAAACCAGCACCAAAGUCCCCUCAGACCCUUCAUGUUGCCAUGGAAGUAAUUGACGCAAUCCCAUUGGAGGUUGCAGACAGCCUUGACGCCCCUGAAGAUGAGCCGAUAAAAACAGAAGAAGAGCUGAAGAAAGCUGUGGAGGUAAACGUAAGUGAAGAAACUGUCGUAGUGGAAGAAGUAGUGGAGAUAAAAACAGAGAGUGAGACAGGUGAAGAGAAGGAACAAAGCAAAGACGAGGAAGUGAAACCAGGUGCAAAGGCAGAGGCUCCUUCAGAGGAGAUGCAAGAGAAAGUGCUGGAGAUCCACACCCCAGUCCAAGUGGUCCUGCAGACAGCGCAGGUGGUGGAGGAGCUGGAAGUGGAGGAAGAGACUGUUGAGGAGCUUGACAGCAAUGGUCCUGUAUCUGAAGACACAAGCGUGAAACCCGAGAGCCCUGCACUUGAAAAGAAACUCUCAACGUUGUCAGAAGAACCAGCAGAAGCAGCUUCAGAGGAGAAAUCAGCAGAGGCAGCAGCCAGCCAACCAGACACGGAGAAAACAGCAUCUGUGAAGUGUGCGGAGGUGAUGGCUCAGGUGAUCGAGGUGAUUGAGGAGGCGGUGAAAGAGAUCGAGCCUGUGUCCACAGAGAUCACAGCAGCAUCAUGAGCAGCUGGAGAUUACGAGACUGAUGCCUGGGAGAUGCACCGUCUGCACCAGGAAGUGAGUGAUGAGGAAGAGCGAGAGAGAGCGUAAGAGAGAGAGAGAAAAGAGGCAGCUCUCAACACACCCAGACUGGGCCCUGCCCAUCCCGCCCAGAUAGACUGAGUGACCGAGCAACAGCUCCGCCAUUCUCUCCACCUCCCCUUCCACCUGUACUCCAACCCCGUCCUGCAGCUCUGUCAAUGCACCGCGAUGCCCAGCCAAGACUUGUCUUCACACACACACACACAGACACACAAACAAACACACACUCCAAAGCAUGUCCUGUGCCUCAGACGCAUCCCAUCUGGCUUGUUCUCAGCGUGAUGUAUGUUCAGCGUCUCAGUGACUUUCCUUUGCCCUUGCUGCAGAUGAUGAGAGUGUGCAACCUGGUCUAGUGUCUCCUCAUGUAUGUAUGUGUGUGUGCGCAUGUGUGGGUUUGAAUGAUGUGUAUAGUAACAAGACUGAGAUGACAUCAGAGGUUAAAUAGAUGGAGGAUUAUUAUCUUGUAUAUUGUAUUUAUAUCAUGAGUAUUCUUUCAUUCAUCCCUUUUGUUUUUAAUUUUGUUUUUAGUUUUUGCCCUUCUUUGUUAUAUGUACAUUUUACCUGUUUCUGAAAAUCCCAUAUUAAACUGUGAUACAUCAGGUAUUCAUUUUAAGCAACACUGAGUCCUUUUAAAAGCAGAUGCAGAAGAAAUCCAAAAAGUAUCUUGUUAGAUUUACCAAAACAAAUGUGAGGCUGUUGCCCUUUAAGUCGAAUUCUUUGUUUAUUUUAAGACUCUGUAGCCAUUAUAGCUAACCCAUGGUACAAGUGUGAUGAUGCGGCGGACAGUACAAGAAAAACACUGACUGCAAAAACAAACAUGAGUGCACAGGGCAUGAUGAUAAGAACAAGAAAAGUGGAACUUCUGACACAUCUCUUGUCACUCUUCAUACUCGGCACCCUGAGAAAAAAAACACUAAAUAAGCUCCAUGUAGAGAUACAAGGUCAAUCACUGCCUGAUUUACUGUGAAACUGACAGUGUUACACAUUUUUUAAAAUGUAAUUAUACAAUAAAAUGCAAUAAUAACACCUGUAGAUGGAGCAAAAUAGUUACAUGCAUAUGCCAAUGUUUGACACUGGAAGAGUCGACACUUGCAUGUAAGACACAAAGAUAUUCAGUGUUCAGAUACCAUGUUUUCAUGCAUACUUCAUGUUUUAUAUGUGUAGUGGAACACCGUCCUUGCAACACUUAGACAGCAUGCUGACGCCAUCUGUUGUCUGCAAAAAGUAGUGCAUUGUUUAGUUUCAGUCAUUGGUGUCUUCAAGCUUUGAACUGUGUUUUUGAACAAGGAUGAUAAAGUAUGUAAAUGUUUUUUUGUUCGGUGCAAUCUCAUGCCGUCUUCCUCCAUAUGUUGUUUUUCCACCCCGCAUGAUAGCUCGAGAUGAUUAAACUGGCACCGGGGAGGACAUAGACUCACUGGUUUGGGGGGAUUCACAGAGGAACGGACACUGAUUGCAUGGUACCAGAACGAAAAACAAAAGCUUAUUUUUAUUCCUCAUCAAAAAAGCCAAAUUGAGUUCGGAUCAGUCAGGAGGAGUCAUGGUCUUUCCAUUGCUCACAGGAUCAGACAUCAGUUGGAUCCAAUUAAGCGUCUGUUCAGCUACCACUUUAAGUUUGGGCAGAUCAAACCUAAGUAAUAAAUUCAGGGCUUAUUUUGCAAGUUUUAACUGGCAGAAAGGGAGUUUUCAAACAUCCCUGAUGUCCAGUUUCUCCACCAAAGCAAACAUGGUGACUGAAAGGUUUCACUUGUUUUGUUUUAUCCUGCCAAAUUUGUCAAACUUGCACUGUGGCAAUCAUUCAGACAUGUGGAGAACUGUGAGAGCUUCAUGAAACUGAGUUUUUUAAAUUUGGUGGCUGAAGAGCAGCUCUAGAGGCUCACACUUCACUCAGCUUUAAGACCAAACCAGAAAAAGACAAACAGGAAGUGCAGACCACUGUUAGGUCACCACUUCCCCUUCUCUGACUCUAGAGUGUGUUUCACCUCCAUGUUUGCUUUAUGUUUGAAAAAAGAACAAGAAUGACUUGCUCAUUAAAAGCAUUUACACUUCAGUCCUCCCUGCCUUUUUUAACACUUAACUGUGAACCUGUUAACAUUUGUACAGAUUGUUUACCUACUGUAUGUACUUAAAAGUCAUAUUGUAAUAUUAACAAAUAACCUGCAGCCAUUUAGCCAUAAUAUUCAUGUAGCAUGGUCUUAGCUGUCUUUUAUAUUUUACAAGCUGUUAAUAGUAAAGAUGCAGAAAAACUUGUCUAUAUUUCAUUCAAUAAAGUUAAAGAAACUAAA